Molecule: messenger RNA, 1866 nt
Organism: Alternaria atra
Lineage: Eukaryota; Fungi; Ascomycota; Dothideomycetes; Pleosporales; Pleosporaceae
Exons: 2
Coding region: 1-1866 (621 amino acids)
Biological process (GO): sucrose catabolic process
Molecular function (GO): sucrose alpha-glucosidase activity
Source: RefSeq, a predicted model, not a curated record
AUGUCAAAUCAAUCCCAAUCCGCCUCCUCGGGGCCCUCUACACACCAAUCCCGGCAGCAGCAAUGGCACCCCCUUCCGAGCUAUCACCUCAAGGCGCCCUACGGGUGGAUUAACGACCCAUGCGCGCCCAGCUACGAUGCCGCCACAGGCACAUAUCACGUCUAUUACCAAUGGAAUCCUAAAUCGUGCGACUGGGGAAACAUUGCCUGGGGCCACGCCACCAGCAAAGACGGUCUCCGCUGGGUACAGAGCCCCGGCACAAAUCCGUCUCUGCAGCCCGACCAGCUUUACGAUAAGGAGGGAGUCUUCACAGGAUGCCUCUGGCCAACAGGCCCAUACGGAGAGCCCCAACAGCUAUCUGUCUUUUAUUCAUCGAUCACCAACUUGCCCAUCCAUUGGUCCCUGCCUUACAUCCGUGACAGCGAGGGUUUGGCUCUGGCCACGUCCAAGGACGGGGGCUUGUCGUGGGAGAAGAGCGGGCUAAACCCCAUUCUCAGAGGUGAACCCGAGGGGAUCAAUGUUACAGGAUUUCGGGAUCCAUUUUUGGCGGAGUGGCCUGCCAUGGAUGAGGUUCGCGCUGUUGCAGGCGGCGACGCAAAGAGAAGUCUUUACGGCAUUCUUUCCGGCGGCAUCUUGGGUAAAGGGCCGACUGUUUUUUUAUAUGCAGUCUCUCCAGACGACCUGACCGCGUGGGAAUAUCUCGGUCUCCUCGUCGACAUGGCCGACGGGUUACGCGUGCCAGGGCCGUGGACUGGUGAAUUUGGUGUGAACUGGGAGUGUGUCAAUUUUAUGACCUUGGCCGCCGAGGACGGUACCAACCAUAAGCGAAACUUUCUCCUUAUGGGCGCAGAAGGAUUCAAGCCUGGUUACCAAGACGCCCAUCAAACCGUGGGCCUUUGGAUGGCCGGCACUUUGAGUGCUGUACCAGCAGAACGCGGUUCCAUCACCACCCCUAAAAUGAUACAUGAUUUUGGCGGUAUCUUAGACCACGGCGCCCUGUAUGCACCAAGCUCGUUUGUUCAUCCCGUCACCCGUAAGCGGAUCCUCAUGGGAUGGAUCAAGGAGGAGGAGCUAACGUCGGCCCGGCGCCAUGCCAAAGGCUGGACGGGCCACCUGGCUAUCCCGCGGGAGUUGUUUCUGUACACAACGCCCAGCAAUGUCACUAAGGCAUUAAGGUCGUCUCUCGAGGAUGUUCGGUCGAUGAAACUUAUCGACAAGAGGCCGUCCUCGCAAGGCCAUAUUAGGCACACACAUGCCCUGCAGACGCUGGGCGUUCGGCCAUUUUCUGGAGUCCGCUCGUUGGCUCAGACAGCACCCAUGGUGUGGGAAGAUAUCUCCAGCGACCACGGCGCCGCAGCAGCAGGAAGCAGGUUACUAGACGAAACACCUUCAACGAGCUGGGAGUUGGAGGCCGUCAUCAAUGUUGACUCCAGCCACGGGCGAAUUGGCUUCUCAAUUUGCCAGCCAAGUAGAGAUGGCGCUCAUGAUAGCUUCCAAGGAACAGACAUAUUUUUCGACGCAGAAAGGGAGCAAAUCGUUGUCGACAAGACCCAGUCCAACCUGGAGGAAGAUAUCGCGAAGGAUAUCUUGCAUGGGUCAUUUACACUCUUUUACCACGAGCAGCCCUCCACCUCGGCCUCUCCAAUUGAACAACUAGAAAAGCUACGCCUCCGCAUCUUCCGCGACGGUGACACGCUUGAAGUCUUUGCCAAUGACCGCUUCACCCUUGCCACAACCGUCUACGUUGACACCACCUGCAGGGCCAUUCGCUGCUUCGCCGAGGGCGUCACCGCACCUACUGCAUUCGAGUCGAUUCGGCUGUGGGAUUACGCUGUGGGUGCCCAAAAGUCUGUGUCGGUCCUCUGA